UGUUCUCAAAAUUUAUUUUUUUUAUCAGCGGCCACACCUCGGGAUUCACAAACCCAAAUUCUUGGGAGUUUUAGCGAAUUCUGUUGCCUUUCCUGCGAGCGAGAGCCAGAGCCCCAUUCCCGUCUCUUCAAGUUGAAGAUGAGUUCCGACGCCAAAGUUCAUUCCUUUGAGGAGGUUUCUAAGCACAAUAAGAAAGAUGAUUGCUGGAUUAUAAUCUCUGGAAAGGUGUACAAUGUAACUCCAUAUCUGGAUGAUCAUCCUGGAGGUGACGAUGUCCUCCUAACUGCAACGGGAAAGGAUGCAACCAAUGACUUUGAAGAUAUUGGGCACAGCGAUGAUGCGAGAGAGACGAUGAAGAAAUACUAUAUUGGUGAUAUUGACAGCAACACUGUGCCGGAGAAACCCAUAUACACUCCACCUCCGACAUCCUCUGCACCCAAGCAAAAAUCGGGAGGUAUGAUGACACUAUUGCAAUUCUUGCUGCCUUUACUGAUAUUGGGGUUUGCGGUUGGAUUCCGGUACUUCAACAAGAAGGAAUAGAGACGACGAUGACGAUGAUGAUGUGGCGAUAUGUUAGUGUUUUCUCAUUAGUUUAUGUGUCAAAGUGAAGUAAACUAAAAUUUCCUAGUGUUGGUAAGAGGGAAUAAAAAUGGGGUUUGCCAAUAAGGUUAGAUUUUGGUAAGUGGUAUUAUUGGAGUAGUUGUCUAAUUGUUUUGUGUUUAGACUUUAGAGGGAAGAAAAAUAAGGUUUGCCAUUUAUGUUUUAUUGUGUUGUUACAUUAUUGCAAUCCCUAAAUAUGCAGGUGUUCUAGUCCCUUAUUUAAGCCUUAGAUUCUUGUUGGUGAUAUUGCUGCUGCUUUUGGGCCUUUAGCCAAUAAUGUCCAAUACUUUAA
This is a messenger RNA of Ipomoea nil (Japanese morning glory), 892 nucleotides long. RefSeq names its product cytochrome b5-like. NCBI's taxonomy places the organism in Eukaryota, Viridiplantae, Streptophyta, Magnoliopsida, Solanales, Convolvulaceae. The record is from RefSeq and is a predicted model, not a curated record. The transcript has 4 exons. Gene Ontology annotation, cellular component: membrane; intracellular membrane-bounded organelle. Gene Ontology annotation, molecular function: heme binding. The coding region runs from base 139 to 540 and encodes 133 amino acids.